Molecule: messenger RNA, 1486 nt
Organism: Impatiens glandulifera
Lineage: Eukaryota; Viridiplantae; Streptophyta; Magnoliopsida; Ericales; Balsaminaceae
Product: CRS2-associated factor 1, mitochondrial
Exons: 5
Coding region: 68-1261 (397 amino acids)
Biological process (GO): Group II intron splicing
Molecular function (GO): RNA binding
Source: RefSeq, a predicted model, not a curated record
ACUAACUGUCCGUUUUCACUGAAAAUUUAUUAAUUGUGUUCUUUGCUCUCUAGUAUUGCGCUGCAAAAUGUUGUUUCCACUCCUCCGAACUCAUCGCCGGAAAUUACAUCAGUUAUGUUUUCGACAGUCGUAUGAUAUUUCAUUCUCUACUGAUGCGUGUUCAUCUUCAUCUAUUUCAAUCCUUCGUAGCAAAUACUCAUUCACGUCUCCCCCUUCUCUCCAUCAGAACCCUAAUCCCACUUCCCCUGCUGAACCAAUUAACCAAAAGAAGAAGAAACCGCCUUAUCGCCCUCCAUCGUCCCUUGAUCGUGAUGGAAAGGCGCCUUGGCAUUCCAAUCUUCCGUUUGAUUUUCAGUUCAGUUAUACAGAAAGCAAAUCGGAGGUGAGACCAAUUGGAUUGCGGGAACCUAAAUAUUCUCCGUUUGGACCCAACCGGUUAGAUAGGACUUGGACUGGUGUCUGUGCGCCGGCAGUGGACCCGAAAGUAGAGUCUGUAGAAGACGGAAAGGAUGAUCCGAAUUUGGAGGAGAAGAGGAAGUUGAUGAGAGAAAAAAUUCAAGGCGAGCCAUUGUCUGAAGCUGAGAGGAGGGUGCUGGUAGAACAUUAUCAGAGGCAGAAAACAAAACGACAGGUCAAUCUGGGAAGGGAUGGUUUGACACAUAAUAUGUUGAAUGAUAUUCAUAAUAACUGGAAGAACGGUGAGGCUGUCCGGAUUAAAUGUAUGGGCGUUCCCACAGUUGACAUGAAGAAUAUUUGCCAUCAGCUCGAGGAUAAAACAAAUGGAAAAAUAAUCCAUAGGCAGUGUGGUCUUCUCAUCUUGUAUAGAGGUAGGAAUUAUAUUCCAAAACAGAGGCCCGUGAUCCCACUAAUGCUCUGGAAACCUCAUGCGCCUGUAUAUCCAAGGCUAAUCAAGACUACUAUUGAGGGUUUAAGCAUAGCGGAAACUGAUGAAAUGAGGAAAAAAGGUCUUUCCGUUCCUGCAAUAAUAAAAUUGGCUAAGAAUGGUUACUAUGGUAGUUUAGUACCAAUGGUUCGUGAUGCUUUUCUUGUCAGUGAUCUAGUUCGGAUAGAUUGUAAAGGCCUUGAGAGGAAAGACUACAAGAAAAUAGGAUCCAAGCUAAGGGAUUUGGUGCCUUGUAUACUGGUAACAUUUGAUAAAGAGCAAAUUGUUGUAUGGAGAGGAAAGGAAUCUAAGCCCAACGAAUUUGAUUGCUUCUUGAUGGAAAAUGAAAAAUCAAAUGAUGAAGCAAUGCUUGGUUAGCUGCUGAGAUCUUAUGUUGGCUACAGUAUACACAAGAGUGAUUUCCAGUCUAGGGAAAAAGUUAAGAUAUGCUAAAACUUUAUAGUUGUUUUGGUAUAUACAGAUAUUACCUUGUUCAAUUGCUUUCUUUAAUUUAGUGUUUCUGGUCACAUUAUGACUGUUUUAUUCUCUAGGAUAACAUGAAAUGUGAAUUAAGUAUUAUCCUCUGAUGUUUUAGUUGAAAUA